Lucilia sericata (common green bottle fly) is the source of this 1602-nucleotide messenger RNA. RefSeq names its product putative mediator of RNA polymerase II transcription subunit 29. The coding region runs from base 177 to 1577 and encodes 466 amino acids. NCBI's taxonomy places the organism in Eukaryota, Metazoa, Arthropoda, Insecta, Diptera, Calliphoridae. The transcript has 2 exons. Gene Ontology annotation, biological process: actin cytoskeleton organization. The record is from RefSeq and is a predicted model, not a curated record. Gene Ontology annotation, molecular function: actin filament binding.
UAAACAGAGAAAGCUAAACAUACAUAGAGAGAAAAAACAGCUAUUUAAAAGCAAGAGUAAACAAACCAAACAAAAACAAAACAAAGUAAUUUUUUUUUCUUACAAAAACAAAAGAACGAAAUAGAGAGAUCUUGUGUUUUUUCAACGAAAGAGUUUAAGAUUAAAAGAGAGCCAUUAUGUUUGGUUCACAUAAUUUGGGAGCAAACAGCUCUUUACAGAGCAAUAUUAUUAAUAAAAAUAACAGCAACAACAACAUGAGUAAUGCUAAUGACAAGAAAGCCGGUCGUUAUGGUGUUGGUGACAUUAAUACGACAGCAGGAACAACAACAACAGCAGCAGCAGUGAAUACAAUAGCAACAAUGAGUGGUGGAAAUAGAAUUAAUGCAAAUUCAAAUAAUCUACAACAACAACAACUCUAUCAGCCAUCGUUUAUCAACUCUACAACAAAUAAUAGUAAUAGUAUUGGUGGUGCUAGUGUUGGUUUUAUGGGAGCAGCUCAGCGGCAACAACAACAACACCACCACUCUACUAAUAUUGUUGGCUGUGGUGGAGCUGUUAAUAUUUCUUCCACGGCUGGCAGUAGCAGCAAAGUAAAACCAGUAAAUUCCCCGAUCGUUGGACAAACGCAUUCAGUUGAAGGUGGAUCGCGUGCGCAGACGGUUGAUAGUCAAGCGACUAAUUAUAAUUUUGAAAAUCGUACACACAACAGUAACAACAACAAUAAUAAUAGUAGUAAUAAAAAUCAAAAAAUUAUUUUAAAAACGCCCGAAUAUUUAACGUCAUCAAAUCAAUUAAACGAUAAAUUUGAACAAAUUAAUUUGAAUACGACACAACAACGACAACAAAACAGUGUUGCAACAGUGCCACAACAACAACAAACCUAUUUUAAUAAUCGUAAUAAUUUGCCAAUUAAUCAAAAUUUCAUUAAUUGCAAUACAAAUACUAAUUUAACAAAUAAUAAUUGUGCAAUUGUUGCUGGUCAACAACAACAACAACAACAAAUACAAAAUUACACAAAUCCCUUUCAAACGCAAGUGAAAACAAGUGAUUUUAAUAACAUAAAUACCAAUAACAACAAUACAAAUCCUUCAAGUGUCAUAAAAACUACAACAUUAAAUUUACCUGUGACAUCAUACGCCUUAUCUCAGCAGCCACAGCAACAACAACAGCAACAAUAUCCUGUUGAACAAAUUUAUUACACCAACGACAACAACACUUUAAACGACAACUACGUUUAUACUUUUAAUCCGCAGGAUCCCUACGACGAAAACUUUGACGAAGACAUGGAGGCUGAACGUGAUCUCGCCGAAGAUGCCCAAUGGAAGAAAAUCCAACAGAACACAUUCACCCGUUGGGCCAAUGAACAUCUCAAGACCAUCGAUCGUUCGAUCAACAGUUUAGAGAGUGAUCUCUCCGAUGGUUUGCGUUUAAUCGCUUUAAUCGAGGUGUUGUCACAAAAACGUAUGCCCAAAUAUAAUAAAAGACCAACAUUCCGUUCACAAAAAUUGGAAAAUGUUUCCGUAGCAUUGAAAUUCCUCGAAGAUGAGGGUAUUAAAAUUGUUAAUAUUGGUAAGUGAAAGAGAAUUUUAUGAAAUUUUAAUU